This is a messenger RNA of Eucalyptus grandis, 489 nucleotides long. RefSeq names its product TMV resistance protein N-like. The record is from RefSeq and is a predicted model, not a curated record. Gene Ontology annotation, biological process: signal transduction. Lineage: Eukaryota; Viridiplantae; Streptophyta; Magnoliopsida; Myrtales; Myrtaceae. The coding region runs from base 1 to 489 and encodes 162 amino acids. The transcript has a single exon.
AUGGAGAAAGGGACGAGUUCACCGGCAUCAUCCGGGCUUUGCUAUGAGGUUUUUCUUAGUUUUCGAGGAUCAGAUACCCGUUAUGAUUUCACCGAUUGCCUUUACCAUGACAUGAUUGAGGCUGGGAUCAUUGUCUUUAGGGACAAUGAAUCCCUCCAAGUCGGUAAGGAAAUUGGUGGUGAACUUCUACGAGCAAUUGAGAACUCCAGGAUCUACAUUCCCAUAUUCUCCAAGAAUUAUGCUUCAAGUAACUGGUGCCUCCGAGAGCUUGCAUACAUGGUCAAGUGCACCUCGGAAUCGAAGGGGGACAAAGAGAUUCUGCCAAUUUUCUUGAACGUGGAACCUGCUGAUGUCAAGCUCAAAACAAACUUGUACAAGCAAACUCUUUUGAAGCGCCAGAAGAUGUGCAUAGAUGUAGAGUCAUGGGAAAAGGCUCUCAUUGAGGUGAGCAAGAUAAAGGGAUGGAACUGGAAGAAAAAUGAGGGGUAA